AUGUGCCCCCCCUCCAGCUCUUCCCCGCACGUCGCUCCCCUCGUCCUCCUCGUCCUCCUCACCCUCCUUGACCUCCUCCCCCCAACGCCGCCGCUCUUUUCCAAGCGACGCGCGUCUGGCGCCUCCCGCGCGGCCCGUCCGCGCUGGGCGGGCCUCGGGGAGGCGCGCCAAACCCUGCAAGCACGCCUCGAGCCUGAAAGGUCGAUUUUCGACCGGGCUUCGCUGUGUGGAACGCGCUCGUCUAUGUGGAACAUACUGCUGGUCGACGUGCAAUCGGCGACAGCAGCACCUGCUGCGCCCGCUCUGCGUGCUCCUCCCUGCUGGACCGUGCGACCCCGGGCGGGCGGCCGCGGGCUCUCUUGCUUCUUCUGCGUGGCUCUCCGGUGGCCCUUGUGA
Molecule: messenger RNA, 396 nt
Organism: Prorocentrum cordatum
Lineage: Eukaryota; Dinophyceae; Prorocentrales; Prorocentraceae
Source: the annotation of a GenBank genome assembly